Molecule: messenger RNA, 2079 nt
Organism: Eptesicus fuscus (big brown bat)
Lineage: Eukaryota; Metazoa; Chordata; Mammalia; Chiroptera; Vespertilionidae
Gene: TMED4
Product: transmembrane p24 trafficking protein 4
Exons: 5
Coding region: 104-754 (216 amino acids)
Biological process (GO): intracellular protein transport; positive regulation of canonical NF-kappaB signal transduction; Golgi organization
Cellular component (GO): endoplasmic reticulum; endoplasmic reticulum-Golgi intermediate compartment; Golgi apparatus
Source: RefSeq, a predicted model, not a curated record
GUCGGGCUGAGCUGCGUCGCCUGGAAGCGGGGCGCAGGCGUGCGCAUGCGCAUUGCACGGAGGGCGCUCGGUGACAGGUGUCGAGUCCCCACGGCGACUCGCGAUGGGGUGGCCCGCAUUGCUGCUGCUCUUGCUGUGCGCGGUGGGCGUCCGGGGGCUCUACUUCCACAUCGGCGAGACCGAGAAGCGCUGCUUCAUCGAGGAAAUCCCCGACGAGACCAUGGUCAUCGGGAACUACCGCACCCAGAUGUGGGAUAAGCAGAAGGAGGUCUUCCUGCCCUCGACCCCCGGUCUGGGCAUGCACGUGGAGGUGAAGGACCCCGAAGGCAAGGUGGUGCUCUCGCGGCAGUAUGGCUCGGAGGGACGCUUCACCUUCACUUCCCACACCCCCGGGGACCAUCAGAUCUGCCUGCACUCCAACUCCACCAGGAUGGUGCUCUUCGCUGGCGGCAGACUGCGCGUGCACCUAGACAUCCAGGUUGGAGAGCAUGCCAACAACUACCCUGAGAUUGCGGCCAAGGACAAACUGACAGAGCUGCAGCUCCGAGCCCGCCAGCUGCUCGAUCAGGUGGAGCAGAUCCAGAAGGAGCAGGACUACCAAAGGUAUCGUGAAGAGCGCUUCCGUCUGACCAGCGAGAGCACCAACCAGAGGGUCCUGUGGUGGUCCAUCACGCAGACCGUCAUCCUCAUCCUCACUGGCAUCUGGCAGAUGCGGCAUCUCAAGAGCUUCUUUGAGGCCAAGAAGCUGGUGUAAUGUCCUCUCCGAAUGACCCUCUCACCUCAGUUAUUUGGUACUUUCCCCACCCAAUACCUUAUCCACCUGGCUUGUGAGGGGAAAAAAAGAAAAUAUAUAAACCACAUUGGUUCCCUGGCAGCAAAGCAUCCCGAUCAGCCACUUGCUAAUGAUGGUUCUCAAGAACACAGGACAUUGGUCCAAGCUUUCAAAGAUGUCUUGAGGUUUGUGCACGGUCAGAUCUGACCCAGGACUAGGUCUCACUUCUCUCACCUCCAGUGAUUCCCCUGCAUCCUGUCACCAACUGAGCAAAUGACGAGUCUCUCUUUUAACUUCAUCUACUCAUGCAGUAAGCGAUGGCAAUGCCCCAGAGGCCCUGCCUCCCUGCUCCCGUCAGUCCUGGGCUCUCCCAGUGGCUUUGUGAAUGUAAAUAAGGGGCAGAGGCCCUAGAGGAUUGAAAUGUUUUUCUAUAUAUUAGAACUAUUUUUUGAUAAAGUAUAUAUUUUCUUUCCUAGUUGAAGUGUUAACUGCCUGUAUGACUAGCUGAAAACACCAACACAGCCCCUUGCAUUCGGUCUGUCCACACAUUUCUGACAAGUGCUGUGGCAGCUCUCAGGAUUUCAGCCGUCUGUGGGCCAGAAAGCAGACGUCCCCACUGCUGUCAAGGCCUAAAGAGAGGGCCAAGCAGAUUCCUCUGGGACACUUGAGAUUUCACCAGACAGGGCCUCGCUCAGAGUGAGGUCGUGACAGCUCACACAAGGCAGGGCACUCCUACCCGCCCGCUCCCCUUGACCUUUAUUUAAGCUAUGGUAAAUGUCUUCAUGGACAUUUGGUUCAUGGUUUGGUUCUUUAUACAGAUUUUCCCAGUGAAAUAAAACGUGUUGUACUAGCCGUGUUUGAAAUGAAGUGAGAGGUUAUGGGCAGAGUGGAGGCACACAGGUACGGAGGAAGGGCUCCUGGCCUGGACUGCCCCUGCAGCUGCCUGGAGUGGACUGCAGCGUGUGGGCUCAUGGUGCUAGGGCUUGUCCUGACCUCAGUCUUGGGAUGUGGGUGGACAAGUGGUUGCUCAGCCAUUCACAUGGGUCAACCAAGUAGAAACACCAGCAAGGGAUUGUAGGAAGGGCUUAAGUCUCAGAUCGUAAGUUUAAGCAGAUCUCACCACACGCCCCUAUGUCGUCUUCUGUAGGAAACAAUGCCAUCAGUUGCCCGUUCUUGAUGUGUUUAUUUCAUGGUUUUAUUAUUUAUCUGACCUACAGAACUAAAUUCUUAAUGUUUUUCUUUAUUUCCUAUAUUAUUCCACAUAUGUACCUGUUUUUACUUGUAAAAAUAUAUGCAAUUUAGAUUUA